AGAUAGCGGAAGUGACGAUACUUAUGCAAGCCCGGGAAAGCAAGACCUUGCAAUUUACUUGCAGUCUGAUAUCAUGAAAUAGUUUUAUAAAAACGACAAGUUGACCGAUCUGUUGAGCUGUCUUCCUCUAUGGCCCAUGUAGCCCCCGCCGGACUGAGAUUCUUCCCCGAGUACUAUAAGGACUUUCCUUUGUAUACAGACUAUACUCUGAAGGCGGAGAAAGAAGGGCAGCCUUUCCAGGAAACAAAGCUGCGACCCGUGUGCUACCCUCCUUACUCCAUUCUGCCUGACAGUAACUUCCGCCUAUAUACCGCAAUCGACAGCUGCUACGAUCGCCGACUGGGGUAACGAGCUUAUAAAUCACGACCGUGCAUUCGGGGCCUGGCAUCAUUUAUACGGCUACAAAUACUUCUACGGUGACAACCGGAGACUCUGACAUCAGCAGCUUCAGAUGUGGCCUUUUUCGGAGUGGAACAAAAUAAUAUGCUCUUUCAAGCGCGUCUUUUGUAACCUUGCGUCCAUCAUGAAGUGUGUAUCAUUAAAGAACUAAUCUAUUCUUGUUGCA
Messenger RNA from Aplysia californica (California sea hare), 565 nucleotides. RefSeq lists its product as uncharacterized. NCBI's taxonomy places the organism in Eukaryota, Metazoa, Mollusca, Gastropoda, Aplysiida, Aplysiidae. The record is from RefSeq and is a predicted model, not a curated record.